Drosophila suzukii is the source of this 2833-nucleotide messenger RNA. NCBI's taxonomy places the organism in Eukaryota, Metazoa, Arthropoda, Insecta, Diptera, Drosophilidae. The record is from RefSeq and is a predicted model, not a curated record.
UUCAGUUUCAGUUCCCGUGCAAAUCUCGGAGCGUCUGGUUGCGUGUCCGUGCGAAAUUCACUCGGAGUUCCGGCGCAAGUCGCGCUGAUUUCGAUUAAGGCUUCUCAGGCUUCUGCCGCCCCAAAAAGUAGGCAACUGUGCAGGAAACCCCAAUCGCGUGUGUCAGUGUUUAAAGCUUUAACUUUGCUGGGUGAAAGUUUUUUAUGAAUGGAUCGCUCGGUCGGCAGCGGGUUGCUAUAUUUUGGGCGGCGGGUGCGCGGUGAGAAAUCCGGGCGUGCCUGGCCUGGUAAUAGCUCUUCGAUGGGCAUUACAGCCUGCCUAGCGAAAUGAAAACAGUGAUAAACUCACUUUGGGGAUAACGCGACGAGGUGUCUUCUAAGCCAAUUAAUAAACAUAUAUGUACCCCUUUCGGAGAAAUAAGUUGAAAUUAAUUUGUUUCUUUCUCACUCCUUCCAUAUUCCUCCGGGAGAAUUUAAGGAAAGAGUGCUAAAAGUGUGAAACAAGCAAGGCAUGUUAUAAGACUUCAAAAAUUAUUAACCUAAUAAAAUAUUUUGAAUAAGUAUGGGCUAAGUAAAGCCUAAGCUAUCAAAAAAACACACCUCUUUAAGGGGUACCUUUAACAAUCGCACCGUAAACAAGCCAAAUUACGGAUAUCAGUAUUUUCAUUAGUCGAAUGAUUAAUAAUUUCUUGUGAGGUCUCAUUAGGGUGUUUGUAUCAAUCCAUAUAACACAUGCUCGCAACUUUUAGCUAAAACAAUACUUUACCACAUUAUAGUCGAACGAUCAAUGCUUUUUGUAGUACUCCUCCUUUGACAAUCUCCAGUUGCACCUAAUUUUAUGUUCGAAGAGUAUUUCGUGUCAUCAUUUGAAAGUUGACACCUUCAGUUUUCAAUCCCUGCCAUAAGGUGGUCAUAUUCAACUAACGUGCUUCUCAGUUUUGAAGCACCUCAAUAGCAGGCGCGGAUCCAAAUUUGAGGAUAAAUACCCCUCACACGGGUAAGAAGUGAAAGAAAAUGUAUGCCACGGCAAAUUGUGUUCUGAAAACCCCUGAACAUCAAAAUCUUGGAUCCGGCACUGCUCAGUAGUAGCCCACAUUGACUCCAAAGGAUUAUAAAAGCCAACUUGGCUCACUUGAGAACGCGUCCCUUGUGGGAGCCAUAAAGUGUCGCCGUCGUGGGUACUGACCCGGCCAAUACGUGAUCUGAUCACACAACAAACCGCAACACCGGCAGCACAGCAAUCCGGGGAAAUACCUUCCCGCUCCUUCAUCUUUGCCGUCGCCAUGGCCGCCAUUAAAGAUGACACACGCCAGCCGGCUGACGCCUGCUUACAUUACGAGUACUUCUAGGCAUUCCGGUACCAAUUCCACCGCGCUCGCCAUCGCUCAUACGCACCGUGUGCCGGCCAAGCGCUUAAUUGCCGAAUAUUUGUGUGCGGCACAACAAAGCGUUUCAGCCAUGUGCCAGCCCGAAAAGAAAGAACGUUUACAUUCUUCAGCGAAACUUGUGGCAGUCAAGGAUAUAUGAACCUUUGAGUUUAAAAUUACCAGAUGGCAGUGGGUGGUACGUGGAGAAAGUCAAAUGGCCGAAGCGUUUUAAUUGCCUCCGGUAUAAGGGACUUCCUGCCCACUAGAAGUGCGUGUGUGUGAGCUCGAGCGAAGUGCGCGUGUCGCAGCAGGGCAAAGGACCUCAAACAGGCCAAAUCUCCUGCCAGACAAGCCUUUCGGCUGUCGACAGUCUUCAAAGCGGCUUAAAGUUCCAGCAUCGAGUUCGAGUGAGCUCCUAGGCCAAACGGACGCACUUUCAUUCAUCGGGGCCCACUUUGGGCAACGACUCCGAUCUACCAGCAACACAAGCGCAUUUAUGGCGAGUUCGAACAAAGCCUCGUCAAAGUUCAUUAACAGGAAUAGUUGGGGAAGAAACAACAAAUGCAGCUUCACCAUCGGCGUCAGCACGGCUCGCAAAAUGUAAUCGGGCCAGGACGCGGAAUUAAAAGGGGCCCACUCCGCUCUGCAGUGGGCUACGGCAACGGUCACGGGCAACAGCAAUAGCUUCCACUGAACCGCAACAACCGACAACAAGCGCAGUAACAACAGCAGCAACGUCAAAAAAAAACCUUACCAAAAUACGCAACAUAAAUGAAGUUAACAAUCUGUCAAAUUGCUAAAUUAUUUCUGCUGUUGACAGCCUUCUUCUUUCUCAAUUCCCCCCGCGCAGCCUUCUUAGCUUUCGGCUCGAGUCCCACCCCAUCCUCUCCCUCCUCCUCCUCCUUCCGGCCAGAAGCGGCGGGUGUCCUUGUCCUGUCAGCGGCCAAGACAGCGACAGAUUUCGCUACAACGCCAUCUACAAAAUCGGUUGCGGCCACGCGGACCUCCCCAGCGACAGCAGCGGCAGCAACACUCAGCGGCAACAGCAAUUCAAUUUGGCCGACAGCAACACAAACGCAGAGUCCACGUAAUGCGCGUGAGGCUGCUCGUCAGAAACGUCAGAGGCAGCAGCAGCAACAGCAACAGCAACUGGGACAGCAACAGCAACAACAACAGCAAAAGCAACAGCAACAGCCACAUCAGCAGCAACAGCAACUUCAGCAGCAACAGCAACAUCAGCAUCAACGAAUGGCCGUUUUAAUACCUUCUUCGCUGCACGUUGACAUGACGCAUGUGCAACAGGGCUUUCAGAAUUUCCUCGACUUCUUUCAACUGCAUUUAUCUGAUGUCAGCGUCGAUUUUCUACGUGAUGUGGAUUUAAGUGGCUUCAUUAAAUUACUCGAGCUGCCCAAAUACACGAGCGUUGUAAGGACUUUAAAUGCGGGCAUUAAUGUGACAGCGACGUGA